AUGGCGGGCGUGGGGCUGCGGGCGGCUGCUCGGCGCUGGCUGCCGUGCCCGGGCCACGGCUGGCCGCGGGCCACCUCGUCCUCGCCCUCCUGCUCCGGCUGCGGCCCCCCGGGCCCCAGCGCCCACUGCCCCGGCGCCCCGCGCCCGGCGCCCGCCCCGGCCCCCGCCGGCGGCUCGGAGCUGAGCGCGCACUUGUGGACCCGCUACCAGGACAUGCGGAGGCUGGUGCACGACCUCCUGCCCCCCGAGGUCUGCAGCCUCCUCAACCCAGCGGCCAUCUACGCCAACAACGAGAUCAGCCUGCACGAUGUCGAGGUCUACGGCUUCGACUAUGACUACACGCUGGCCCAGUACGCAGACGCCCUGCACCCGGAGAUCUUCGGUGCCGCCCGGGACAUCCUGAUCGAGCACUACAAGUACCCAGAGGGCAUCCGGAAGUAUGACUACAACCCCAGCUUUGCUAUCCGUGGCCUCCACUACGACAUUCAGAAGAGCCUUCUGAUGAAGAUCGACGCCUACCAUUAUGUGCAGCUGGGGACGGCCUACAGGGGCCUGCAGCCUGUGUCCGAUGAGGAGGUGAUCGACCUGUACGGGGGCACCCAGCACAUCCCACUGUACCAGAUGAGCGACUUCUACGGCAAGGGUCCCUCCAUCAAGCAGUUCAUGGACAUCUUCUCGCUGCCGGAGAUGGCGCUGCUCUCCUGUGUGGUGGACCACUUCCUGGGCCACGGCCUGGAGUUCGACCAGGCGCACCUCUACAAGGACGUGACGGAUGCCAUCCGAGAUGUGCACGUGAAGGGCCUCAUGUACCAGUGGAUCGAGCGGGACAUGGAGAAGUACAUCCUGAAGGGGGAUGAGACGUACGCCGUCCUGAGCCGCCUGGUGGACCAUGGGAAGCAGCUGUUCCUCAUCACCAACAGCCCCUUCAGCUUCGUGGACAAGGGCAUGCGGCACAUGGUGGGUCCCGACUGGCGCCAGCUGUUUGACGUGGUCAUCGUCCAGGCGGACAAGCCCAGCUUCUUCACCGACCCGCGCAAGCCUUUCCGGAAACUUGAUGAGAAGGGUUCGCUCCAGUGGGACCGCAUCUCCAGCCUGGAAAAGGGCAAGAUCUAUCGGCAGGGAAACCUGUUCGACUUCCUGCGUCUGACAGAAUGGCGCGGCCCUCGUGUGCUCUACUUCGGAGACCACCUCUACAGUGACCUGGCGGACCUCAUGCUGCGGCACGGCUGGCGCACAGGGGCCAUCAUCCCCGAGCUGGAGCGCGAGAUCCGCAUCAUCAACACGGAGCAGUACAUGCACUCGCUGACGUGGCAGCAGGCGCUCACCGGGCUGCUGGAGCGCAUGCAGACCUACCAGGACGCCGAGUCCCGGCAGGUGCUGGCCUCCUGGGUGAAGGAGCGGCAGGAGCUGAGGUGCGUCACCAAGGCCCUGUUCAACGCUCAGUUCGGGAGCAUCUUCCGCACCUUCCACAACCCCACCUACUUCUCCCGGCGCCUCGUGCGCUUCUCCGACCUGUACAUGGCCUCGCUCAGCUGCCUGCUCAACUACCGCGUGGACUUCACCUUCUACCCGCGCCGCACACCCCUGCAGCACGAGGCGCCGCUCUGGAUGGACCAGCUCUGCACCGGCUGCAUGAAGACGCCCUUCCUCAGCGACAUGGCCCACAUCCGCUGA
Messenger RNA from Pipistrellus nathusii (Nathusius's pipistrelle), 1674 nucleotides. NCBI's taxonomy places the organism in Eukaryota, Metazoa, Chordata, Mammalia, Chiroptera, Vespertilionidae. The record is from the annotation of a GenBank genome assembly.